This is a messenger RNA of Triticum turgidum subsp. durum (durum wheat), 600 nucleotides long. The record is from the annotation of a GenBank genome assembly. NCBI's taxonomy places the organism in Eukaryota, Viridiplantae, Streptophyta, Magnoliopsida, Poales, Poaceae.
AUGGGCCUCGAUGUCGCGGAAAUCUCUGAAUUGGCGGCGCUCCGGCCGAUCCAGACGGCCGCGAGCGGCGCCCGGGCCACGUCAGUACCGGGGGAGGACGACGGCACUGCCGUUGCCGACACUGGCUGCGUCACGCCGACGGCGAGCGGCGCGCAAUCGGCCAUGGCAGGGGGAGUCGACGACGACGACGCAGCCGCCGACACUGGUUGCGUCACGCCGAGGUCGAGCGGCUGCAUGGCCAUGCUGCCAAUUGCGCCACUGCAGCAAGACGACGGCGCCGAAGUCGGCUUCGCCACACCGCUGGCCACGGGUGGAGUAAUUGGGCAGCGAGACGGCUGCGCCGCUGCGGGCGACGAGAACAGCUUCACCACGCCGACCACGGCCGACAGCGCGCUGUUGCCGGCGACGGUGUGCCCGCCGGCGCCGCGGAAGUCGGCGCCGGUGCCGACGAGGAAGCGGGCGCCGCUGCAGCAGCGGCUCUUCUUCUACCCGGUGCCACACGACCUGGCCACCGUCUUCGUUGCCGUGCCGCAGUGCCCGCCGCCCGCCAAGAAGAUGCGGGCGCACGUGGUGGAGUCAUCUGUGCCUCUAGGCACGUGA